Morone saxatilis (striped sea-bass) is the source of this 3825-nucleotide messenger RNA. RefSeq names its product potassium voltage-gated channel subfamily D member 2-like. The coding region runs from base 292 to 2163 and encodes 623 amino acids. Gene Ontology annotation, molecular function: protein binding; A-type (transient outward) potassium channel activity. The record is from RefSeq and is a predicted model, not a curated record. Gene Ontology annotation, biological process: protein homooligomerization; potassium ion transmembrane transport. The transcript has 7 exons. Gene Ontology annotation, cellular component: voltage-gated potassium channel complex; membrane. Lineage: Eukaryota; Metazoa; Chordata; Actinopteri; Moronidae.
AAGAAGAGAAAAGAUCGCGCUCGGACGAAUGAUCACUCUCUGCUGAGAAACUGCCGCUCCAAUUGUUUAACUUGUUGAUGCGACGUUAUUCUACUGUUUUUCCUCUAUCGCCUGGCUGCAGUGACAGAUAGAUGGGUGGAAUCGCAAGUAUCCUCUACCGUGGAUAGGUAUUUCAUUAAACUCACCGUGGAUGCAGUUUAAAGAGCAGCCUUCCCUAAGAUGCAAUUCAUCUCUGAGCCAUAGCACUGUGAUAAACGGAGCAGGGUUGUAUUAAAAACACUAUAGGUCAGCAUGGCAGCAGGUGUAGCGGCAUGGCUCCCAUUCGCCCGAGCGGCGGCCAUAGGAUGGAUGCCCGUGGCGAGCACCCCGAUGCCCAUCCCUCCCCAAGAGAAGAAGAAAGGCCAGGACGGACUCAUCAUCCUCAACGUGAGUGGGACCAAGUUUCAGACGUGGCGAACCACUUUGGAGAGGUACCCGGACACUUUAUUGGGGAGCACGGAGAGAGACUUCUUUUUCCACGAGGAGACAAACGAGUUCUUUUUCGACCGUGACCCUGACAUCUUUAGACAUAUCCUCAAUUUCUACCGCACGGGGAAACUACACUAUCCGCGCCAAGAGUGCAUAUCUGCGUACGACGAGGAGCUCGCGUUCUUUGGGAUAAUCCCCGAGAUCAUCGGGGACUGCUGUUACGAGGAGUACAAGGACCGGAGGCGCGAAAAUGCCGAGAGGCUUCAGGACGACGAGGAGAUGGACAUGAGCAAUGACGUCACGCCGGUGAACCUGACUUACCGGGAGUUCCUGUGGCGGGCUUUUGAAAACCCGCACACCAGCACCUUAGCUCUGGUCUUCUACUAUGUCACAGGCUUCUUCAUUGCCAUAUCUGUGAUGGCCAACGUGGUGGAGACGGUUCCGUGUGGGACUAUGCCCAACAGGUCGAAGGAGAUGUCCUGUGGAGACCGUUACGCACUGGCUUUCUUUUGUUUAGACACUGCGUGCGUAAUGAUAUUCACUGUUGAGUAUCUCCUCCGUUUAAUCGCCGCUCCCAGCCGGUACAAGUUCAUGAAGAGUGUGAUGAGCGUCAUUGACGUGGUCGCCAUCAUGCCUUACUACAUCGGCCUGGUCAUGACCGACAAUGACCAGGUGAGCGGCGCUUUCGUCACGCUGAGAGUCUUCCGGGUCUUUCGGAUUUUCAAGUUCUCCCGGCACUCCGCGGGGCUGCGCAUCCUGGGCUACACCUUGAAGAGUUGCGCCUCCGAACUGGGCUUCCUACUAUUCUCCCUCACCAUGGCCAUCAUUAUCUUUGCAACGGUCAUGUUUUAUGCAGAAAAAGGCUCCACAGCCACCAAGUUCACCAGUAUCCCCGCAGCGUUUUGGUACACCAUUGUCACCAUGACAACACUGGGGUACGGUGACAUGGUGCCAAAAACAAUCGUGGGGAAGGUGUUUGGGUCCAUAUGCUCUCUGAGUGGGGUGCUGGUCAUCGCCUUGCCUGUCCCUGUCAUAGUGUCAAACUUCAGCCGCAUCUACCACCAAAGCCAGCGGGCAGAGAAACGACGAGCCCAGAGGAAAACUCGGCUUGCUAGAAUCCGUGCUACGAAGACUCGAGGCACUAAUGCCUAUAUGCGCUACAAACAAAAUGGGCUCCUGAUCGACUCACUGGCGGAGGCCUCCAAGCAGGCAGGACGAGCCCUGGUGGGGAAGGCGGCUAACCCUCCUUUUGAGAGCCAGCAUCAUCACCUGCUACACUGUCUGGAGAAGACCACGAAUCAUGAGUUUGUGGACGAGCAGACGUUUCAGUCCAACUGCAUGGAGAUCUCUGUGAUGAACAAAUCGGGCUCCCGUGCGUCCUCGCUGUCCUCGUCUCCACACGGACUCAGCUCGUGCUGCUCUCGACGCCACAGGAAGAAGAGCAGUUUCAGCUUGCCCAGCACAAACAACCAGGAACUCAGCACCAUACAGAUAAGAGAAAGGCCAGUGGCCAACAGCCGCUCCAGCCUGAAUGCCAAACUUGAUGAGACUGUGCCCUUGAAAUGUGACGAACCUUACAUCACUCCCUCCAUGGUCAGCCUAUCUGCCCCGGUGGUGACCUCAUCAGACGGCCACGGCUCCACCACCACCACUGCAUACUCUCAGAGCAACAUUGUCCGAGUAUCUGCCUUGUAGAUGUCAUGCCUAUCUGAUCAGCUAACUGGUCUCAAGAAGCACCAGAUGCUGAGGAGAGGGACCACCGAGCAUCAACCUGCCAUAAUCUAGAGGGAUUAUAAGAUUAGCAGAAGUCGGGGUUUUUUGAAGUAGUGAUCUCAUCUGAUGUCAAACUCUGCAUGGUAUUAGAGUGAUGAAUGGACAGCUGCCUUGGAAAUAAAAGCAAACCAGCAGAUCUUGCUCCAUUAAGCACAGCAGAGCAAGGAAGUGUUGGGAUUGCGUGGUUAUCGUUGUUGCCUAAAAAUACUGAGAAAAAACUUUAUUUUUGAAUAUGUAAUGUAGUUGUAUUUGUUGUCUUCUGAUUCAAAGGAGGAAAGGCAGAUGUUAAAGGUCACCCUUGAUGGCCUCUGAUGACAAAGCACACAUAUUCAUUAACUGAGGGCCAUCUUUGUGAAUAUUAAAUCAGUCUACUUACAUGUUAGAAUCAUUCACAUCUUUCACCACUCAGUUAAAUAGAUUGUUUUGAAACCCCUCAAUUAACUGGUAUCUAAUAAUCCCCCACACAGUUGUAAAUUCAGAAACAUACAUCCACUGGAAGGGAGAACUGUUGUGAAUAUUCAUGAACUGAUUCAUUAACUGGUUGAUGUCAUCGCUUGAUGAGUAAAAUAUACUACGCAUCCUGACAUGUUUGUGAAAUGUGCAAGUGAAAGUCAAAAUGACAAAAAUUUGUGUUAGCUUACAUAUUUGACAUUCUGAUAUGGAUCUUUGUGAAAUCCACUGUCAUUGAUUAACAAUUGAUAUUGAGAACUAUACAGGGUACAUAUUAGUUAGAUCACAAGGUAGAAAUAUAAGUGAAUGUUCUCCGCAACACUUAACUAAUACUAACCCUAAUGUGGACACAUACAAUUGACCUGGAGAACAGUAUGAAAGAGUGUAGAACAUUAAUCCCAUUAAGUUCCUCUUAAAUUAUAAUAUUCAUAAGCGAGACUUGGUAGAUUUCACUGUGUUAAAGGGCCAUUUUGUACAUUUUUCAUAUUGUAAAUAUCUCGGUUAGAACUUUAUCAACUGCAUUUGAAGUUGGCUCUUCUUAUUUCUAGAUUUAGUUGACAGUUGUUGGCAUACUAUUUCUGUCUGUUAACUGGUUGAAUUAAGGAUUUGCAUGCUGUCAUUGCAGAAUUCUGUUUUAUUAAAAGUAUGUCUCUUCUUGUUGGAGGUUUAUCAGUAAAAAUGAGAUUGAUGGAAGGAAACACAAUGAGGCUGGUAUGUUGUGAUGUAAAUUCUGCAACACUUUGCUUUUAAUGAAAUACAAAUCUUGUCAUGGAGUACAUAUAUAAGAGGUAAGGAAAAGGGACAAAUAAUCACACAUUGUGCAUUUGGUGCAGUGGAUAGAAUAAAUACUGUAGCUCUACUGAAACAUCCAUUAAAUGACCCAUGUCUUGUUUUUUACUAGAACACAAUUAGAUGGAUUUCAUAAUGUUUGCCUGAUUACUCUAAGAACAUCACUAAUAGCAGGAUGAGAUAAUAAUUAGGUGCUGCUGGAGAACAUGUGAGGACCUGACUGGCCCAGUGGUGGGUCUUGACUGCGGGGUCUCUGGAGAGAGACAAGCAGGCCUCAGUGAUUGUUUGACAGAAGACUCAGCAGCGUCCACCCGCUGAGCUGAUUGUGUCGGUCCAGGCUGCUUC